Neoarius graeffei (lesser salmon catfish) is the source of this 9518-nucleotide messenger RNA. RefSeq names its product bromodomain and WD repeat domain containing 3 (gene brwd3). Bases 113 to 5410 code for a protein of 1765 amino acids. Gene Ontology annotation, molecular function: protein binding. Gene Ontology annotation, cellular component: nucleus. Lineage: Eukaryota; Metazoa; Chordata; Actinopteri; Siluriformes; Ariidae. The transcript has 40 exons. Gene Ontology annotation, biological process: regulation of transcription by RNA polymerase II; regulation of cell shape; cytoskeleton organization. The record is from RefSeq and is a predicted model, not a curated record.
AAGGAACAAUUCAACAAGGGCCGCUUUCGAGAGGAAAAAAAAAAAAAAGCCCAGCCGAAAAGAGCCGACUAACCUCAGGCUACCUGAAGCUAAAGCGCCCGGAACCGGGGCCAUGGCGUCGGAACAGUGUUCACAGAUUGAAGCCGAACUCUAUUUCCUGAUUGUCAGAUUUCUUCAGUCGGGACCGUGCAAAAAAUCGGCACAGACUCUGCGCGAGGAACUGGAAGAGUAUGAGAUCAUCCCGGAGCGCUGGAGCUGGGACGGAAAACGCUACAGGAGAAACUUCCAGGAUUGGGUGGCACUGAAUCAGCACAUCCCAGCAGAUUACCUGUUGCGUGUGUGUGAGCAGCUGUGUCCGUUAGUGGACACACACAUCCCUCCGAGUGUCCCCGGACUCCGCAGUCUGCUGGGGAGUGGCCGACAGUCUCUACUGCGUACUGCCAGGAGUUCUUCUCACACAGUAUGGACAGGUUCUGCUGUAGUUGCUCUGCACAGGGGGCGACCCCCCGAACCGCCAGUCAACUUCCCCAAACCUCCAAAUAUCGUGUCAAUCAUAGGCGGUCGCCAGGCAACUGGGGUGGCCCGCCUGGGUCACGUCCUCCCUCCCUGCACCUACCAGCACAUGAAGAUGCACAGGAGGAUUCUGGGACACCUGUCCUCCGUGUACUGUGUGGCCUUUGACAGAACGGGCUGCCGCAUCUUUACGGGUUCAGACGACUGCCUGGUGAAGAUCUGGGCGACAGACGACGGGCGUCUCUUGGCGACGCUGCGCGGUCAUGCGGCCGAGAUCUCCGACAUGGCGGUGAAUUACGAGAACACGCUCAUUGCUUCAGCCAGUUGUGACAAGGUCAUCCGUGUGUGGUGCCUCCGAACCUGCGCACCCAUCACUGUCCUCCAGGCGCACACCGCCUCCAUCACCUCCAUACAGUUCUCUCCAUCCUCUUUCGGCUCAAUGCGCUACCUGGCCUCGACAGGAGCCGAUGGCAUGGUCUGCUUCUGGCAGUGGAACAGCCUCACCAUGAAGUUCUCCGACAGGCCAGUGAAGUUCAUCGAGCGGUCUCGUCCUGGGGUUCAAAUCUCCUGCUGCUCUUUCAGUACUGGUGGGAUGUUUCUGGCCACUGGAGGGACGGAUCAUGUGAUCAGGGUUUAUUACCUGGGUGGUGAGACCCCUGUGAAGUUGUCGGACCUGGACUCACACACAGAUAAAGUCGUUGCCGUGCAGUUCUGCAACAACAGUGACAGUCUACGCUUUGUGAGCGGCAGUCGGGACGGAACGGCCCGGAUCUGGCACUACCAGCAGCAGGAGUGGAAGAGCGUUGUGUUGGACAUGAGCACCAAGCUGCCUGGGAGCUCCACAGCAGCAGUGGAGGACAAGACCACCAAGUUGGUGGUUACCAUGGUAGCAUGGGACCGCCGUGACCGAACAGUCGUCACUGCUGUUUCCAACUUGCUCCUCAAAGUCUGGAGCACUACAAACGGCCAGCUGCUACAUGUGCUCUCGGGUCACGACGAUGAGGUCUUUGUCCUGGAGCCCCACCCCUUUGACUGGCGUAUCAUGCUGUCAGCAGGCCACGACGGCAACAUCUACAUCUGGGACCUCAGCAAAGGCGUCAAAAUUCGAAACUUCUUCAACAUGAUCGAAGGUCAGGGUCACGGAGCGGUGUUCGACUGCAAGUUCUCGAUGGAUGGUCAGCACUUUGCCUGUACGGACUCGCACGGGCAUCUGCUCAUCUUCGGCUUCGGCUGCAGCCAACCCUACGAGAAGAUUCCAGAUCAGAUGUUCUUCCAUACGGAUUUCCGGCCCUUGAUCCGCGACUCCAAUAACUAUGUCCUGGAUGAGCAGACUCAGCAGGCGCCGCACCUCAUGCCACCGCCAUUCCUCGUGGAUGUGGAUGGGAAUCCGCAUCCUCCAAGAUUCCAGCGUCUCGUACCCGGCCGAGAGAACUGCAAGGAGGAGCAACUGGUGCCUCAGCUAGGCUACAUGGCUAACGGUGACGGAGAGGUGGUGGAGCAGGUGAUUGGUCAGCAGACAGCAGAUGAGGGUCAGGAAGAGAGCCCAUUGGACAGUUUGAUCCGGCAACUUCAGCACCAGCAAGACGAGAGACUCAACUCAGGAAAUCAGGCUGGAGGUGGUGAAGCAGCAGGUGGUCCUUUGUCGCCCCCUAAUGUCGGCCUGCGCAGGAGCGGUCAGGUGGAAGGCGUUCGACAGAUGCACAACAACGCCCCCCGCAGUCAGAUGGCCACGGAGCGAGACCUGCUCGCGUGGAGCCGCCGUGUGGUCGUGAAUGAAAUCCCUUCAGGAGUGUUCAGGAUAAUGGAGCAGAGUCGACUGGCUAAAGGAGAACUGGAGCGAUCUCUCUAUCACAUGGAGAGGAAGAAAAAGCCUGUCCAUACGACUCGAACGGAGCCGGUUGCCGCUUCAGCGCGCUCUCUGCGGAGACCUCAGAGAAAACAGCAGCAGAAAAGACACGCGUAUCACACGCGGUCAGCUCGGGAGAGGAGGCGCGCGCACACGCUCACCAACACACACGAGGACAGCAUCAGCGAAUCAGACAGCGAGGCAGAGCAGGAGGAGGAUCAUAACGAGAACAGUGAUGCGUUCUCUGAAGGUGAAGCUCAGUGGGAGAACGCCAGCAGCUCAAGUGACUCCUCCAGCGAGUAUUCUGAUUGGACGGCAGAUGCAGGGAUCAACCUGCAGCCGCCCAAACGACCAAUCAGAAGGCCGGCACGUAUUGCCAGGAGCAGCAGCUCUGAAGAUGAAAGGGAGGGGCGAAAAGAGGGGGAGGAGCGUCGCAAGGACGAAGAGGAGGAGGAGGAGAAAAAGAAUCCCAAACAAACUAAACAGAAGGUGGUUCCUGCCGGUGAGCUUGAAGAGUGGCUUCCCCCACCCUGGAUAAUGGAGACGAUACCCAGGCGGUCUCCAUUUCUACCUCAGAUGGGGGACGAGUUGAUAUAUUUCCGGCAGGGUCACCAGGCGUAUGUGCGGGCGGUGCGUCGUGCCAAAGUCUACAGCGUUAACCCUCAGAAACAGCCUUGGAACAGACUGGACCUCAGGGAUCAGGAGUGUGUGAAAGUGGUGGGUAUUAAGUAUGAAGUGGGUCCGCCCACACUCUGCUGCCUCAAACUGGCCUUCCUGGACCCGCUCUCAGGGAAGAUGACCGGCGAGUCCUUCAGUUUGAAGUAUCAUGACAUGCCCGAUGUUAUUGAUUUUCUGGUGCUACAACAGUUUUACAACGAGGCCAAAGAACGCAACUGGCAACCAGGUCAACAUUUCAGAAGUAUUAUAGACGAUGCCUGGUGGUUUGGAUCAGUGGAGAGUCAGCAGCCGUACCAGCCGGAGUAUCCAGACAGUCUUUUCCAGUGUUACGCUGUCAGGUGGGACAAUGGUGAGAGAGAGAAAAUGAGCCCAUGGGACAUGGAGCCCAUACCUGAUGAAGCUCCACUUCCGGAUGAGGUCGGUGACAGCGUCACGGUGACGGAGGAAGAGCUUCAGUCGCUGCUGUACCAACCACAGGAUGGAGAGUGGGGCGCGCAUACACGCGACGAAGAGUCUGAGAGAGUCAUCAAUGCCAUCGACCAGCUUUUCACACUGGACAUAUCCAAGGCGUUCACCUGUCCAGUGAAUCUGCGAGAUUAUCCUCUCUACUGCACUGUGGUGGCAUAUCCUACUGACCUCAGCACAAUCAGACUGAGACUGGUACACCGCUUCUACAGGAGGAUUUCAGCGCUGAUGUGGGAGGUUCGUUACAUCGAGCACAACGCCAGAACGUUUAACGAGCCACACAGCCCCAUCGUCACAGCGGCUAAAGCGGUCACUGAUCUCCUGCUGCGCUUUAUUGGAGAUCAGAGCUGUACUGAUAUUUUGGAGCUAUACAAUAAGGUCAAGACGGAGCUCAGCAGUGCUGCUGAAGAAGAGGAGGAAGUUGACAUUGAUUCUGACACUCCAGGCACAUCAACUGGCCAGAAGCAGUCCAGCCAGCCGUCUCAAAAGCGAGGUGUGGUGCUGGACGUGCGAGCGUGGUACGGUCAGUGCAAGGAGCUGCUCAGGAGGAUGAUCACCAGCCCCGACUCUGAACCCUUCCGCCAACCCGUGGAUCUCUUCACCUACCCGGACUACAGAGACAUCAUCGACACGCCGAUGGACCUGGGCACAGUGAUGGAGACACUGGUGGGAGGGAAUUACGAGAACCCCAUGGAGUUCGCCAAAGACGUCCGGCUCAUCUUCAGUAACUCCAAAGCGUACACUCCUAACAAGAAGUCCAGGAUCUACAGCAUGACACUGAGUUUGUCUGCGUUCUUCGAGCACCAGAUCAUCUCCAUCAUCUCUGAUCACAAGGUGGCCAUCCAGAACCAGAGACGCUGCCAGCAGAGACUGAGUUACAGCAAGAGACUGCAAAACUCCAUGCCAGAGAGCUCCAAAGGGAAGCCCAAGUCAGUUAAGAAAAUAAGACCUCCUCAGCAGCCCAACAGGACCCGCCCACGACGGCCCUCUGAAGAUACAAACCUCGUACUUGAAGACAGUCAGCCUUCAUCUUCCUCCCUGUCAGCACUGGCAUCCUCGUUAUCAGCUCAGCUGGCGAGCAACAGAGUCACACGCAGCAGAGCGCUGAGCAGGAGAGCAGACAUUCACUGCAAUGGGCCGCUGAUGAAUGGAGGUCGACCGUCACGCAGACUACCAGGACAGGGAGACAGUUCGGACUCCGAAAGCUCAGAAUCUUCAUCGUCGUCUUCGUCGUCGUCCUCUUCGUCCUCUUCCUCCUCAUCUUCGUCAUCCUCUUCCUCUGAGAGCGAAGUAAGCGACACCGAAGUGGGCACCUUCACCGAGGGCGGAGAUCACGACUACAGCAAAGCGUCCCGUCUCUCUCUGGCACACAAAAGCAAGAUGGCCACCUCUAGCUUUGCUGCCAAGGCCAAACGGAAAAGAAAAUGGCAAGAAGACAAAACGACCGAGUGCCUCAAACGUAUACGGAGGGAACUGAUGCGAGUUCAAGUAGCACAGGAUGAGGAUGAGGAGGAAGAUGAGGAUGAAGAAAAUGAAGAGGGGGAUCCCGAGGGUGAAGAAGAAAAUGAUGAUGAUGAGGAGGAGGAUGAAGAAGGGGAGGUGUCGGAAGAGGAGGAGGAAGAAGAAGAAGAAGAAGGGGAGGUGGAAGAAGAAGAAGGGGAGGUGGAAGAAGAAACGCGUCCACAAACGCAACUUCCUGCCAAGGGUCAAAAGUCGAGUCAGAGGACGGUGAAAACAGGGCGUGUAAACACCCGUAAUCAAGGGAGACGGACCGUAGUCUAUAACGACGACUCGGAGGAUGAUGCGCCUGCCGCUGACCCGCUCAAUCUGGGCACGUCGCGUUCUGGAAGGAUCCGCCGCAUGACCGAGCGAGCCAGGGUCAGCCACCUGAUGGGCUGGUCACACUGACCUCUGACCUUUUGGACAUUUUUAAAGCAACCUCAGACAUUCAGACUUCACUACAGCAAUACUGCAGGGAAUUUUUUGUAGCUGUUAAUGUACAGAUUUUUUUUUUCUUUCUUUUGUUAAUGAGACUUUUGUUUACGACUCUGGAGCUCGUGGUGCUGACUCCGUCUCGCUCUGGUGUCCGACAAACCAAAUCAGCCUUACUGUGGGCCAGAGCAUCGAGGAGUCUCCCUGUCUCUCUCUCUCACUCUCACACACACACACACACACACGCGCGUCUUCUCUUCAGGCUUCAUUUGCCAACGUGGUGCUUUUUAAAUCAAGUCACUGUCCUGCACGUAGGAUGAUGGUGCUGUUCUCUCUCGUUCUCUCUGUCCCCCCCGUAUUAAUAAAUGGUAUUAGCCAGCUAGCAAAGGUUUAAAUCCCAAACCACAUCCUGCUCUACAAAACAGUCACAAUAAUCACUUUAAAUUUCAGUAUCAUGUUUUGUACACUUGUAUUCGGUUUGGGAAGUGACCUGAGAUUUUCAUUCCCUCAAGCUAGCUGCUUCUUUUUUGUACCAAAAAAUGUACUUGUUUCCUUUACAGACUGUUCUCUUGGAUCCUCUUGCGCUCUUCCUUCCUUUUCUUUAUCCAUUUCAUUUUUUUUGAAGCAAUUUAACAAUCAACAGGACUCAUGGUGGUAAGAUGAAUCAAAUAACACCACAGUGAACUAACAUCCACCUACCGUAGCUACUCUAGUGACCUCAUUGAUUGUUAGCAGGUUCUCUCUUUUGAUUGGUUGAAAUCUCUCAUUAAUUUAAAGUUGGAUGGAUCAGUGAACUCGUCCACUUGCCUUCCUCUGUUAAUUAAUGUGAAAAAACCUCAAGGCGAUGUCCCAAAUCUCAUUCCCUCAUACAGCGCUAUGAGUCAAAAUGUUGUAUGGUGUGUUGUUUUUUUUUAAUUAAGUGUAACGAGGUUAAAAUGUCAUCGUGAAGCAGUGAGAUUUCCAAGAUCCAGAUGCCAUUGGCUGUUAACCUCUGAAUUAGCAGUUAAUUUGUGAAUUUAAAUACAAACCACAAAAUAACCCACACCUCUUGCUAAGUGAGAUUAUCUCCCAUAAAACCUGCUAAACGGACAAAAAAAAAAAAAGGCGCGUCUUAAACAACAUCUCAGUGGUUUAAUAUCGCACAAUUUGGAACACAUCCGACAGUUAAGAUAAAACAGGCAGGCGGUGUGGAAACAAGAUGAGAUCAGCACAGUUGAGGAAACGUCCAAUCAGCUUCUUGUUACUAUGCAGAAAAAUGAAGAGGUGCUCUCUGAUUGGUCCAAACCUCUGAGAGGAAUUUUGAUGGUAGUCAUGUCCAUCUCAACACUUGUACUCAGUUAAAUCAUGCACUCCCCUUUACUAAAUCUGAUCUCUGCUUUACCUGUGGUGUAAGGCCUUGUAGCAAAAGGGGUUUUUUGGGUUCCCCCCACACACACACGCCAUAGUGCCGAGUCCGCCAUUUAUAUUAAUACGGCAGAAUGCCAUUUGGGACACAGCUGUUUAGUCAUGAGUCAUUUAGGGGUUUUAACUCAAGUCCUCUUCUUUAUUUAAUGGUUUCUUUUCUUUUCCUCUUUUCUCUCUCUCUUUCUCUCUCCCCUACCUUCGAAUCUGGGGUCUGUCCCAAAUGCCAGUCUCGCUAGUAUUCUUAGUGGAACAUUGACCAUUUUCCAACAUGUCGUCUUCUAUGGUUUUCUUGAUGCUUUUUAUUUAUUGGUCACAUGGUGUCGUCUUGGUUGUGUCCCAUGAUACACUGCAAGUGUGUAUUAUUUCAGUAAAAUUAGCAUAAAUGUAGCCAAUUUAAUCAGCGUUGUAUAAUUAGACAUCGUGGUGAGAAUGCUAUCUUGCUAGCCAUUGAUUGCAAGCAACAUUAGCUUAGCCAGCCUGUUAAACACAGCAGUGCGGGCACAUUAUUUAUUAAUUCAUUUGCGAACAUUUUAGCAUUACCUCUUCUCCUCUUUGUAAUUCUCAUAAGAACUCUGUGUUUCAAUACUAGCAUUUGGGGGACACCCUGGAUAAUUUUAUUUCCCCAAAAAUCUUCCAAGAUGCAUUAACUCCUUCCAGGUCAUGCAUGACCUUGACUUCUUGCCCGUAUGAGCAUCGAGCGCAUCGAUACACCGACUGUCUGCACACACACUGUUUUUACCAUGGAGUAUAUUUAUAUUUGUACUAUACACUCUCACACUUUGCGAUUCAUACUUAUCAACUGAAACCGAUCCGAUGAUGUUUGCACAUGUUACGGCAGCUGAUUGGUCACAAAAAGGAGUUUGGGUGGGCGGGCUCUAAAUCCUGGCUCCUCAUUGGUCGAGAGUCUUCACAGACCAGAGCUGGGAAAAACUCGAAGCAUCAGAAGGAUGAAUGUUUUUGAUGGGAGGGUGGGUGUUUUUUGUUUUUUAAAUGUAUAGAAUAACUUUGUUUUAUUUAAUGUCUGAGAGCAGGAAGUGGUGCCAAUCUAAGGACUCUAGAUCUGAUGGAUUGCCACUCUUUUGAUUCAGCAGGGAGGGUUUUUUUGUUUUUGUUUUUUAAUAAAUGGUGUUUCUUUUUGGUGGGCAGGUUCGUUUUUGGGGUCUGUGGGUGUUACAGAUUGAGAACUACAUGUACACAAGUCAUUUGAACUGGAUCCUUUUCCUAUUUAUGAUGUAACUUAUUUAAUCUGAGUCUCUUCGACGUCCCUGUGGUGCACUCACUGCUCCUUGGCGUUGUUUAUUGUAUUCUUUGGGUUCUCAGUAACCAAAAAAACUUUUCAGAUAUAAUUGCUUUGUUGCUGAGGUUAAGUUUAUCAGCCAAUCAUGUGCUUGACAUUUGUUGGGUUUUUUGUUUUUGUUUGUUUGUUUGUUUUUAAGCCUGAUGUGCGAAGUUUAGAAAUAUUUCGUAAAACUAGCCAGCGACAUAAAUGCAGCACUAGUUAGCUUAGCUAACAACUAUAAUACCUCUCAUAUUUUUCAGUAGCUGUCAUGGUGAUAUCAUCAUGUGCUCAAAGUCGUGACUGGCUGAUGAAAUUGAAUGAGGUCCUCUCCAUUAUUUCAAAGUUGUUCUCUGUACAAGUGAACAAAAACCAAAAGUUUGGAAAUUCAUACGAGAGCACUACAGUGAGCAAACGUCCAAUCGGGUGGUUGGGCGGGUUUAAUCUGACAGAGCGAUGCUGUUGGUUGGUACCAGGCUCUCUGUGAUUGGUCAAAAUUUCUUUCAGUAAACAGCCUUUGGAGAAGAUUCUGACUUUGAGGAUUCAGUGAAAAGUUCAACCAAAAUGCCAAUCACACUAACUGAUUCUGAAUGCAAAAGAAAUUACAAGACAAUGAUACUUUUAUUUUUUUAAACGCCAUUAUUUAUACGAUGUAUCACGAUGUUCUUCAUGUUAUUACAGAAUGCAAAAUUUCUGAAAUACAAAGUGAAAGGAUGUACGUCUUUAAUUAAUUAUUAACUUAAAUGAUAAUUUAUUCCCACAAUAAAAUUGAAACCAUGCCAUGAGAUUAAAAUGUUAAAGAAAUGAAACCUCACUAUACAAAUAUCAGGUCCAGAAAGAACACUGAAAAAUAUCGAGUGUUUCUGGGAUGAUGUUUUUCAAUCAUUGUUUAUAAUAUGGCAAGCAUUUAAAAUGCAUUCCAAUGUCAAAGCGGUUUCACCUUGAAAGACUUUGUGGAACGGGAUUUGAAUGUAGUCGUACUUUCAGACAUUUCUGUUAGCUGUUCAUAUUCACUGUUUUUGUUUUUCCUUUCCCCCUUUUUAAAAAACGUUCAUCGACGUCCUGUUCUACAUGUUCAGUCCUCCUCAAUACUGUGAUAUUUGAUCAAUGAUGACCACCAGAAUUGCAAUAUUCUUGUCCUGUUUCUGCUCAAUAUGUCAAAUUGUGACCUGUCUCACUCCAGAAUCGAUCCAAAGACUAUUUUUGUUGUUUGUUGUCCGUCCGUCUGUCUCCCCACCCCACCAUUUCCCCGAUGUGUAACGGGCUGAAGGAAUUCAGGGCCAGUUCAUGUUGAUGAUGAAGACCUGGUGUAAGGUGUGUGUGUGUGUGUGUGUGUACGUACGUAUGUGUACUUUUUGUACACAGUUUGAGUGUUUUUUUUUUUAAAUAAAGAAAUAAAACUUU